Molecule: messenger RNA, 2444 nt
Organism: Rhagoletis zephyria (snowberry fruit fly)
Lineage: Eukaryota; Metazoa; Arthropoda; Insecta; Diptera; Tephritidae
Source: RefSeq, a predicted model, not a curated record
CCCUUGACGUGAUCAGCGAACUGCCCGACGAGGUCCUCCUCACCAUCUUCAGCUACCUCUACGAGACGGAUCUGUGUCGGGUGGCGCAGGUCUGCGCUCGCUUCUUCAAGAUCUCCAACGACUGCGAGCUGUGGCGAUCGCUCUACGCCGAUCUCUUUCAGUACGAGCAGCCGCUCUUCUACACCAUCAGCGAGGCCGACCACCAGUACCGCUUCAAGUUUGUCCCCGUCGCAGAGUGUGAGACGGAGAAUCCGUGGAAGGCGAGCUUCAAAGAGCUGUACGGAGGCAUUCACGUCCGACCAGGAUGUCCUGAGCUGAACUCUGCGGUGAACGGCGGCCCAGUGCGAGUGAAGGGUCGUCGGCUGACCUUUACCUCCACCAUUGAGCAGGCGCUGGCACUGGUCGAUGCCAGUGCACAGCAGCAGGCGAUGAUAUUGGGCGGAGGAGGAGGAGGAGGGAGCCAACUUUCGCUGGGUCCCAAUCCUUUUGUCUUCAUCCACGCGGGCACGUACAAGGAGCACCUGCUGGUGAACAACAAUGCGGUGAUGAUUGGCGCCGCGCCCGGCAACGUCGCAGAGAACGUGGUCUUUGAGCGCGAAGACGAGUCGACCAUCACCUACCUGGCCGGGGCGAACCACGGCGCCCACCUCGCCUACGUCUCGCUGCGCUUCUCGCCCACCGACAAUGGGUCGCUGCAGAAUCACAACCACGGCGGGCCGAACAACGCCGGCCACCACAAGCACUACUGCCUGGAGGUGACGGAGGGCGCCUGUCCGGUGGUGGAGCACUGCGUCAUCCGGAGCAGUUCGAACGUCGGCGCCGCCGUCUGCGUCACCGGGAAGGACGCCUGUCCGGUGGUGCGAAGUUGCCUCAUCAGUGAGUGUGAAAACGUGGGCCUCUACGUCACCGACUUUGCGGAGGGCAUCUACGAGGAGAAUGAGAUCUCGCGAAACGCCCUGGCCGGCGUGUGGGUGAAGAACAAUGCCAACCCGAUUAUGCGCCGCAAUCACAUUCACCAUGGCAGAGAUGUGGGCGUCUUCACUUUUGAUAACGGCAAUGGGUACUUUGAGGCGAACAACAUUCACACCAAUCGAAUUGCCGGCUUUGAGGUGAAGGCGGGCGCAAAUCCGACGGUCACUCGCUGUGAGAUUCAUCAUGGGCAGACGGGUGGCAUCUACGUGCAUGAAAGCGGGCGAGGGCAGUUUAUUGAGAAUCGCAUUCAUUCAAACAACUUUGCCGGCGUGUGGAUCACCUCGCAGUCGAACCCCACCAUACGGAAGAAUGAGAUCUACAAUGGGCACCAGGGUGGGGUGUACAUCUUCGGAGAGGGCCGUGGGCUGAUUGAGCACAACAACAUCUACGGGAAUGCGCUGGCUGGUAUUCAGAUUCGGACGGCCAGCGACCCAAUUGUCCGUUACAAUAAGAUUCACCACGGACAACAUGGCGGCAUUUACGUCCACGAGAAGGGCCUCGGACUGAUUGAGGAGAAUGAGGUGUACGCAAAUACACUGGCCGGUGUGUGGAUCACCACGGGCAGUACGCCGGUGUUGCGGCGAAAUCGAAUUCACAGCGGCAAGCAGGUGGGCGUGUACUUCUACGACAGCGGCCACGGACGGCUCGAGGAGAAUGACAUCUUCAACCACCUCUACUCGGGUGUGCAGAUUCGCACCGGCUCCAAUCCGACCAUUCGGCGGAACAAGAUCUGGGGCGGCCAGAAUGGCGGCGUCCUCGUCUACAACGGCGGCCUCGGCGUCCUGGAGCAGAAUGAGAUCUUUGACAAUGCAAUGGCUGGCGUGUGGAUCAAGACAGACUCGAAUCCGACGCUGAAGCGCAAUAAGAUCUACGAUGGCCGUGAUGGAGGCGUGUGCAUCUUUAAUGGCGGCAAGGGAAUUCUCGAAGAUAAUGACAUCUUUCGAAAUGCGCAGGCAGGCGUUUUGAUCAGUACACAGUCGCAUCCGCUGCUCCGCCGUAACCGCAUCUUUGACGGGCACGCCGCCGGCGUGGAGAUUACCAACAAUGCCAGUGCAACGCUGGAGUACAAUCAGAUCUUCAACAACCGUUUUGGAGGGCUCUGUCUGGCCAGUCACGUCUACCCGACGGAGGUGGGCAAUAAGAUCUACGAUAAUCACAAUGCGGUGGAGAAGGCGGUCAACAGUGGGCAGUGCCUCUACAAGAUUAGCAGCUACACCAGCUUUCCGAUGCACGACUUUUUUCGAUGUCGCACCUGCAACACCACCGAUCGCAAUGCCAUCUGCGUCAACUGCAUCAAGACCUGCCACAGUGGCCACGAGGUGGAGUUUAUCCGCCAUGACCGUUUCUUCUGCGACUGUGGCGCCCGGACGCUGACCAACCAGUGUCAGCUGCAGGACGAGCCUACGCAGGACACUGACACACUGUACGACUCGGCGCCACCGAUGGAGUCGCACACUCUCAUGGUCAACUGA